ACAUGCUACGUGACGUUAUAUUUAAUGCAAAUGGUCAAGAUGAGAUCCCAGGAGUUUUUGAUGAGAGCAUUAAGCUGUCUACUUGUAAUCCCAGCUUUGUUAAGUGCAUCACCUCUGAUGAAAAUGAAAAAAUCAGCAGAUACUCCAUUUAGUAUUGGCUCUGCUCAAGCACAUGAUUUCUUAACAAAUUCACGACCCAAGAGAAAUGUUGACCCUAGGUGGUAUCGUGCCGAUCCAAACUUUCAGUCCUACUACCGUUUCUACAGCAGCAUUGGGCAUCAUGAGGGGAUCUAUGAGAUAGACAAAAUCAGGAUCCUGUACCAACAAAUGCGUUACUUGGAGAACGUUUAUGGUCCAGAUGCGUCCAGUUACCAGAAUGCCAUGGGUGUGCUCACCAGCACUGAAGCCCCCACCACCACCACCACCCAGCCUCCUCCACCUCCCACCACUCCAGCUCCCACACCGGACCCUCUGGCCAGUGCGCAAAGGAUCUACCUUUGCAAUCCCAAAGACCCUCUCUGUAAACCUCAGAUAGUGUACCUGCCGACAGGCGCUGUCCCUGUGCUCUGUGACCCCCGCUCUAACCCCGACUGUCGUCCCAGGACAGAGAAGGAGAUCAAAGCUGCAGCUCCAGUCCAGAAACCUGCUGCUCCUCCUGCUCCCAAAAAGACUGCCCCUCCUCCUCCGCCCCCGCCUCCUGCCGUCAGCAUCAAAGGUAUGGAGUACGACUGUGAUCCAUACUGGGACCCUGACUGCCUCAUUGACCACCCUCCACGGGCUGUAGUAGAGGCACCUGAGGCUCCAGCAGCUCCAGUGUUACCUACUGAGGGGGUCAAAAAGGAGGAGGUAAAAGCAGAAGAGAGUGCACCCCCAGCACCAGCCACAGAGAAAACUCUCUAUUCGUCCUUUGACCCAUAUGAUUUCAAACGUGAUCUUUAUGAUCCCUUUGCCUAUUCCAUGCCAGCAGCUGAGCCAGAGGAGUAAUUUCAGCAACUGUAAAAACCAACACCAAACCAUAAACUGUUUGCAUAUGCUCAUUCAGUGUGUCAGUAUAGAUACACA
Molecule: messenger RNA, 1062 nt
Organism: Boleophthalmus pectinirostris (great blue-spotted mudskipper)
Lineage: Eukaryota; Metazoa; Chordata; Actinopteri; Gobiiformes; Gobiidae
Exons: 5
Coding region: 25-984 (319 amino acids)
Source: RefSeq, a predicted model, not a curated record